AUGUUUGACCUGAGCUGGAAAGCCCUUUUUACGAACCGCGACCGCCGAGGAUUUCCCGAGGUCGUGGUGCCUCUCGCUGGUGGCUCUGCGCCAAAACCUAAAGAGGCCGCAGAUAAUGGAUCCAACUCCAGUCUUGACAGGGCCUCGCUCCAAGAGAAUGGCGCCAGCGGUGUUGAAGCUGGUACAACGCUUACUUUGGAAGGACUCCGAGCUGAGGUUGAAGCAGAUAUCGCCGCUUCGAGCCACGACUCUGUUUAUGACCGAAAAGCAAAGAUUAUCAAUAGGGCAGUUCAGGAUAUCGGUAUGGGCCGGUACCAGUGGGGCCUGUUUAUCCUCUGCGGUAUGGGUUGGGUUGCCGACAACCUCUGGCUGCAGGGUGUUGCCCUCACACUGACUCCACUUGCUAUGGAAUUCGGUGUCUCUGAGACCGAUUCCCGUUUUGCGACGUGCUCUCUUUUUGUUGGUCUGAUUGUUGGUGCUUCAUUCUGGGGCAUUGCUUCCGACGCUAUCGGAAGACGUCCCGCGUUCAACAUGACCCUUGGCAUCUGUGGUACAUUUGGUCUUGCCGCUGGGGGUGGACCGAACUGGGUUGGUAUAUGUGCCCUCUAUGCCUGCUUGGGUCUUGGAGUUGGCGGAAAUCUUCCCGUUGAUGCCGCUGUCUUCUUAGAAUGUCUGCCUCCCAAUUCGGGAAGUAUCUUGAGUGGACUGGCUACAUGGUGGUCUGUCGGUACUCUCAUUGCUAGUAUGCUUGCUUGGGCGUUUAUUCCGAACUUUUCGUGCGAAAGCUAUGCGACAUGCACAAAGGCAAACAACUGGGGUUGGAGAUAUCUUGUUUUAUCCCUUGGUGCGAUCACCUUCUUCGGGUUCCUCUGCCGUUUCUUCCUCUUCACUCUGUAUGAGUCGCCAAAGUUCCUCGUAUCCCGCGGUCGUCAGGAAGAAGCUGUGGCUGCCGUUCAAGGAAUUGCCCACAAGAAUAAAACCACCACAUGGCUCACAGAAGAGAUCCUGAACGAUAUCGGGGGAUAUCCAGAAGAGGACAAGAAGCAGGGCCUGUCUCAUAGAGAGAUCAUCAAGAGAUCGCUAGAGAUAUUUUCAUAUCAGCAGGUUGCGCCGGUUUUCAAAACGAAGCGGCUUGCUGUUUCAACUAUCCUGAUCUGGAUCUGUUGGACAUGUAUUGGAAUGGGCUACACCCUCUUUAAUGCUUUCCUUCCUCAGUACCUGAGCGCCAACUCUACAACAUACGAGACCUACCGCAAUUACGCGAUCACUGCAGUCUGUGGAAUCCCCGGGCCGCUUCUUGCAUGGGCUACCGUCGAUAUCAAAUAUAUUGGUCGGAAGGGAACGAUGGCUGGCUCGACUUUAAUCACAGGCGUUUUGUUGUUCUGCUUCACAGCUUCAAAGGAUCCAAACAUACAGCUGGUCUGCUCCUCGCUGGAGUCUUUCUUCCAGAUGAUCAUGUAUGGAGUUUUAUAUGCCUACACGCCCGAGGUCUUUCCUGCUCCCAAUCGAGGCACGGGAUCUGGUAUUGCUAGCUGUUUGAACCGUAUUGCUGGUCUCAUGGCACCUAUCAUCGGUAUCUAUGCCAGCACUGAUCCUGUUGCGCCUAUCUAUGCUGCGGGUGCUCUGCUCUUGGCUGCUUUUGUGGCGAUGUGCUUCUUGCCAAUUGAAACGCGGGGCAAACAGUCACUUUAG
Molecule: messenger RNA, 1692 nt
Organism: Penicillium canariense
Lineage: Eukaryota; Fungi; Ascomycota; Eurotiomycetes; Eurotiales; Aspergillaceae
Product: MFS transporter
Exons: 7
Coding region: 1-1692 (563 amino acids)
Biological process (GO): transmembrane transport
Molecular function (GO): transmembrane transporter activity
Source: RefSeq, a predicted model, not a curated record